AUGGCCGAUCGAGCAACUGGACCUCCGGGUAGGGAGUCCAGCCGACAAAGAGCAAUAAGGUAUUAUACCUUUCGAGUCUUAUCACUACCCACGGAACCCCUAGCUAUUCAGCCAAAACAAACCUUAUACCCAAGACUCUUAAGCCUCUCGAAAGGGCUAAAUAACGAGAUGUCGGGCAUCUUAUUUGACUUAAACGAGCUGCUAUACGCAAGGCCAAACAGUAAGAUCACGGCCCGAGCGAUAAUAAAGGACUUCUUGGAUGCGAAGUGUAGAAAGCUGAAGGAUUACGACUUUCUAAAAAGGAAGGAAAAGGAGGCCUUAAGCAGGAGGGAAGAAAGGGAAGAGAUUCGGAGGUUACGCGAAGAGUUUUUAAAGGAAAGGAGCGAUAUAGAACGAAAUAUGGAGGCUAUGGCAAAGCAAAUGGCGGAAUUACGGACCUACGCUAUACAAUCUAACGAAAGGCUACGACGAAGUACUUUAGCGUACUCAUCUUUAAUUCAUCAACCUUAUCAAUCGCUACGCAAUACGCUAAUUAUACAAGAAGAGCCAAAAUCAUCUCAACGACUUUUAAACCUUUUUCUUAAGGGCUACAGCCGAAUUUUCGAAAAACCAAGAUCGAGUAGUAACAAAAACGGUCUUAAGAUUAUCAUCGGACUAGACAACAAUCGAGGCUACGGGAGCUACACGCUAAAAGAGGACCCGCCAAAACCUAAAAGCAUUCCGGACAAAAUCAGCUCUUACCAAGGACAGCGUGCAGAUUUCCCGAUCUUGGCGAUAACCGACGAAAAGGAAACGGAAGAGAUUAGCAAGGAGAUCGAGGACACGGAUACGGAAAGGAGAUUCGGAAACGGACUUUUAAAAGACCUCGGAUCCGGAAAUGAGCCUCUUAAGGACCUUGAAAGAAGACGGACCAUCGGCAACUAUAUCGGUAACCCCGUACCGAUCCGACCAUUAGCCAAGCACAGCACGCUUGCGUACGGCACUCUAAGCGCUUUUAACGAUGAUAGAGACGAUUUCCUUGAGCUAAGAGCAACGGACCCUCACCUAAAGGCAAAGGAGUUGGCCUUGUUUGCAAGAAGCUUUCCUAAGGAACUGAAGUAUUCGGGACCCGACGAUGACUUCAAGACUCAAUUGAUCAAGAAAGAGAAUCCAGGGACCUCGCUUAGCGAGUGCUUUGAGAAGCUCGCUAAAGAGCUCAAGGGCAUUCAAGGCUCUCUACGACCAGGUUUGAAGGAUGAUCGAAGUCUUGCUGAUAAGCUGUAUUUAGCUUGUAAAAACGUGCUAAAGAUUACGAUUGCACGAAUGAAUCUUGCUUUUACCUCUACCGCGGCAGUUGCUAAUAUUCGUCGAGCAAUUGCGUUUGCUAUUAAGACCUCUCGACCUUUCGCCAAGGCUAGAGCUUACGCGAGCUUUAGCGAGCCACACGAUCACACCUGCUCUUAG
Molecule: messenger RNA, 1443 nt
Organism: Drepanopeziza brunnea f. sp. 'multigermtubi' MB_m1
Lineage: Eukaryota; Fungi; Ascomycota; Leotiomycetes; Helotiales; Drepanopezizaceae
Source: RefSeq, a predicted model, not a curated record